Moesziomyces antarcticus is the source of this 2058-nucleotide messenger RNA. RefSeq names its product mitochondrial protein. Lineage: Eukaryota; Fungi; Basidiomycota; Ustilaginomycetes; Ustilaginales; Ustilaginaceae. Gene Ontology annotation, cellular component: MICOS complex. The record is from RefSeq and is a predicted model, not a curated record. Gene Ontology annotation, biological process: cristae formation. The coding region runs from base 1 to 2058 and encodes 685 amino acids. The transcript has a single exon.
AUGAUGAACCGCGCCGCUGCUCUGCGCAGGGCCGCUGCACUGAGCCCUUCGUCGGUCGCACGAUCGCGCACCGCUGCUGGCGCACGAACCUACGCGACUGGCGCUGAUGGAAGCUCCAGGUCCGGAUUCGGCCGCUUCGUGCUCUAUUCAACAGUGGGCGCCACUCUCUUCUACGGUGUCUCGACUGUCGCCGCGCUCAACAACGAUCGCUACCAGGACUUCUUCGUCGAGAGCGUUCCGGGAGGCGAGCGCAUCAUCGACUACCUCGACACCCACGACGUUGGUCAGGAGAUCAAGAACAUCAACCUUGGCGGCUACGGCGACAAGGCCAUCGAUGCUACCAAGACCGCCUACGGCAGCGUGAGUGGCGCCGUCGGACGCGUGCUUGGCGGCGACGCUGGUGCCAGCGAGAGCGUCGGCGACGAGCGCGAUGCACGACUCCGCGUCGCCGAGGUCCGCGACAAGGCCAAGGCAGAGGCCGACAAGCUCGCACAGAAGGCCAAGGCUGGUGCAAAGGAGGCCGAGGAGGAGGGCGAGUCCGCCCUCAGGGCUGUGCAGGACAAGACCGCCGAGCUCGUCAACCGUGCCAAGGCGGCCGCUGAAAGGGCCGAGUCCAAGGUGCGUGGCGAGGCGGCCGAUGCCAAGAAGGACGGUCGCAACGUCAUCCAGCGCGCCGUCGACAGCGUCCAGGUCAUGACCGACAUCGGUGCCAACACCAAGGCCGCUCCGUCCAAGAGCGCCACCGCCGGCAAGGGUCCCAAGGAGGCGGUCAAGGAGACCUACACGGGCGAGCUGCCGCUCAACCACGAGCCUCCUGCGGGCUACGCAGCUCCUCGUCGCGACCGAGGUCUCCAGGCUCCCGACCACCCGACGGCUCGUCUGCGCCCUGACCCCGAGGCGCCCAAGCUGCCUCUGCUCGCGCCAUCGAUCAAGAGCCUUUCCGGAUCGGAGCCCAUGAUCGCCCAGCUCGCUGGCACCAUCGACGAGCUCACGACGUUCCUCAAGGAGACGCCUUCGUCGGGCGCCAAGGCCAAGGGAGUGCUCGAGAAUGCGCAGGUGGACCUGGAGAAGCUGAGCCAGCGUCUGGAGACGAUCAAGCGCGAGGAGGCGAAGCGCGUCGAGAACAGCCUGGCUGCGCAGGCCAAGCGAUACGAGGCGCAGAUCUCCAAGCAGUCGGAGGAGGCGGCCAACAAGCUGUCGAGCCGCGAGACGGACUGGCAAAAGUCGUUUGAGGAGGAGCGUUCCAAGCAGAUGCAGCAGUUCAAGGAGAAGCUGGAGAAGGAGCUUGCCACGCAGAGCCAGAUCAUCAACGAGCGACUCAAGGAGGAGGUGAUCGCGCAGGGCAUCGAGCUGCAGCGUCGAUGGAUGAAGGACAUCAAGGCCAAGGUGGAGGAGGAGCGCGGCGGACGUCUGGCCAAGCUGGACGAGCUGGCGACGGAGCUCAAGAGCCUCGAGAAGGUGAGCCUGGACAACAGCAGCGUGCUGGACGAGAAUGUGUCGGUGCAUACGCUGUGGACGGCGGUGCGUGCGGUGCAGCAUGCGCUCGACGACGCUUCGGCCACCAAGGUGCCGUUUGCCGAGCAGCUGCGCGUGCUCAAGGGCACAUCCAAGGCUCGCGACGACCCGGUGCUUGCGGCGGCCAUCGAGGCGCUCGAUGCGAGCGGCGCUGCCGACACGGGUGUCGAGUCGUUGACCACGCUCAAGCAGUGGUUCGACGACAAGGUGGGUCCUCGCGUUCGCCAGGUUUCGCUCGUGCCCGCACCCGAGACGGCGGGCGUGCUGUCGCACCUGGCGAGCGCGGCGCUGUCGCCCAUCCUGUUCCACAAGAAGGGACUGGUGCAGGGCGAGGAUGUGCCGUCGGUGCUCGCCCGGGCCGAGUACUACCUCGACCGCAAGGACCUCGACUCGGCCACGCGCGAGCUCAACCAGCUCAAGGGCUGGCCAAAAUUGCUCGCCUCGGACUGGCUCGCCGCGUCGCGCAAACGCCUCGAGGUGCAGCAGGCGCUCGAGGUGGUGCAGACAGAAGCCAGCCUCGCCUCGCUCAUGGUGUCGGCCUAA